GAAUUGGACAGCUGUACAUGAUCAGCAAGCACAGCCAUGAGCAGAGUGACCGAGGUGAAGGUGUGGAAGUGGUGCAGAAUGAACCCUAUGAAGAUCCAAACCAUGGCAAUGGUCAGCUAACAGAAAAACGGGUCUAUCUCAACAGCAAACUUCCAAGCUGGGCUAGAGCAGUUGUUCCCAAAAUAUUUUAUGUUACAGAGAAGGCUUGGAAUUAUUAUCCUUAUACAAUCACAGAAUACACAUGUUCAUUUUUGCCUAAAUUCUCCAUUCAUAUAGAGACAAAAUAUGAGGACAACAAAGGAAGCAAUGACAGUAUUUUUGACAAAGAAGCUAAAGAUCUGGAGCGAGAAGUCUGCUUUAUUGAUAUUGCCAGCGAUGAAAUUCCUGAGCGCUAUUACAAGGAAUCCGAGGACCCUAAAUAUUUCAAGUCACAGAAGACUGGGAGAGGCCAAUUAAAAGAAGGCUGGAGAGAGACUCAUCAGCCGAUUAUGUGUUCCUACAAACUUGUGACUGUGAAAUUUGAAGUCUGGGGACUUCAAACUAGAGUAGAGCAGUUUGUACACAAGGUGGUCAGAGAUAUCCUAUUGAUCGGUCACCGGCAGGCUUUUGCCUGGGUUGAUGAGUGGUACGAUAUGACUAUGGAUGAUGUCCGAGAAUACGAGAAAAAUAUGCAUGAAAAAACCAACAUUAAAGUUUGCAACCAACAUUCAUCUACUGUGGAUGAAAUAGAGAGCCAUGCCAAUGCAAGAACAUGACAAUGGAUGAAGUCCGAGAGUUUGAACGAGCAACUCAGGAAGCUACCAACAAGAAGAUUGGGAUCUUCCCACCUGCAAUAUCUAUCUCUAACAUUUCCAUGCCUUCUUCAACCCGCAGUGCUCCAUCUAGUGCUCCGUCAACUCCUCUCUCCACAGAUGCUCCUGAAUUCCUAACAGUUCCCAAAGACCGGCCUCGGAAAAAGUCUGCUCCAGAAACUCUCACUCUUCCAGAUCCAGCAAAAAAACCCCUUUAAAUUCACCCAGCAUGUUUCCUCCUGAUAAGCCAUGUCUACCACAGCAAGAGUGAUGUAACUCAGUUUCUACAAAGGUCAUGGUAGUUUGUUGAUUGUUUUUUUGCUUAAAAUAAUCUUAUUGGAGUGGAAAGAUUACUUCUUUCCUCAGACUUGAUCCUGAAAACCUUC
Messenger RNA from Pterocles gutturalis (yellow-throated sandgrouse), 1177 nucleotides. It is a transcript of the gene PITPNC1, whose product is annotated as phosphatidylinositol transfer protein, cytoplasmic 1. Gene Ontology annotation, biological process: phospholipid transport. Gene Ontology annotation, cellular component: cytoplasm. The record is from RefSeq and is a predicted model, not a curated record. Gene Ontology annotation, molecular function: phosphatidylinositol binding; phosphatidylinositol transfer activity. The transcript is spliced from 9 exons. Lineage: Eukaryota; Metazoa; Chordata; Aves; Pterocliformes; Pteroclidae. Bases 18 to 755 code for a protein of 245 amino acids.